This is a messenger RNA of Perkinsus marinus ATCC 50983, 405 nucleotides long. RefSeq lists its product as hypothetical. The transcript has 2 exons. NCBI's taxonomy places the organism in Eukaryota, Perkinsozoa, Perkinsida, Perkinsidae. Bases 1 to 405 code for a protein of 134 amino acids. The record is from RefSeq and is a predicted model, not a curated record.
AUGUCUGCUCUCGGUAAGGCCUCUCUGGCCUCUGACAAGGAUGUCACUGUCGUUUGUCAACCGGUACUGAUCGACAACGAUGUUGAGCUCAAGAGGUAUCGCCUUACUAUCAUCGACUGUCGCCCACUUAACAACUUUCGGCUACUAGUGGAUGCUGACGCUACCUUUCUGUUCAUGCCGGUCGACGGUGCUCAAGGCACCAGUUGCAAGGGUAACGAGGAGCACGUCUACAAGCAGUAUCAGCUCGGUACCAUUGUGCUUCUGCGUGAUAUUCCGGGUGAACACACGGGUUAUUGGAGUAAAGUUCAUCUCGAGGAUGCCUACGGUGCUCUCCGCGUUUCAACUGCUCUCUCACGGCUGUCCGGCACUGUCAGUAUUAACUUUAAUGGCCAACAGUAUGUAUAG